Messenger RNA from Gadus chalcogrammus (walleye pollock), 2097 nucleotides. RefSeq names its product FERM domain-containing protein 7. Gene Ontology annotation, molecular function: guanyl-nucleotide exchange factor activity. Lineage: Eukaryota; Metazoa; Chordata; Actinopteri; Gadiformes; Gadidae. The transcript has 11 exons. Gene Ontology annotation, cellular component: cytoskeleton. Bases 1 to 2097 code for a protein of 698 amino acids. The record is from RefSeq and is a predicted model, not a curated record.
AUGGCCGACGGUAAACUGGAUGUUCUGGUGACCAUCCAUUUUGGCUCCGCCGCCACGUCCCCCGCUCCAUACACCAAAGAUCUGUUCUUCAGGUUCAUAGUAAAGUUCUUCCCUCCAGACCCUGGCCAGCUGAAGAGAGCCCUUACCAGGUAUCUGUUUGCCCUUCAGAUAAAACAGGACUUGUGUAACGGAAGUCUGACAUGCAAUGACAACAGCGCCGCCCUGCUGGUCUCUCAUAUAUUACAAGCAGAGCUUGGGGACUACACAGACGAGGUGGACUGCCACCACCUGGAGAUGAAGCACUAUGUUCCCAACCAGGAGUACCUGGACCACAAGAUCAUCAAAUACCACAAGAAGCACAGGGGCGUGUCCCCAGGCGAGGCAGAUGUCUUGCUGCUGGAGGUGUCCAGGAAGCUUGAGAUGUAUGGCAUCCGGCCCCAGCCCGCACAGGAUGGAGAGGGGCUUAGGAUCAACCUGGCUGUCACUCACUCUGGGGUCCUUGUGUUUCAGGGGAACACUAAGAUUAACACCUUCAGCUGGGCAAAGAUACGCAAGCUGAGCUUCAAACGCAAACAUUUCCUCAUCAAACUACACGACAAAGUUGGGAGUAAGGACACCCUAGUGUUUGUGCUGGCUAGCAGGGAUGUGUGUAAGAGCUUCUGGAAGGUGUGUGUGGAGUACCACGCCUUCUUCAGAUUACCUGAAGAGCCCUCACAGCCCCCGAAGGGCCUGCUCACCUGCAGGGGGUCUGCCUUCAGAUACAGUGGUAGGACUCAGAAACAGCUGCUGGACUGCAUGGGGGCCAGAGAGAAGAAGCAAACGCACUUUGAGAGGAUAUACUGUCAGUCUGACUGUGACCCCAGACAGUGUCGCUCCUCCCCUGACCUCCUGACUGAUGUCUCCAAACAGCUGUAUGACUCAUUCCCUCAUUGCAGUCGGACUGCUGCACUUCGCAGUCAGGACCGGCUUCAUCCGUCCAAUCAGAGACUAGACGACUCAGGUCGGCUGGACGGUGGUGCCAAGCGCAGCCAAUCAGCCAUGGAGGUCACCCACAGGCCCCGCCCCUUCUCCCAUUUCACCCCCCUCUCCCCCAGUUUCCACCUAUCAGGUCUCCCUCCUAAGCGGAGGUCCGCCUCCACCUCGGGGUCGGAGGAGGGGAGGGGGGGCGAGCGCCAGGCUCAGAGGCUGGCCGGUAUCUAUGGCAACCGCUCCCGGCGACGCCCCAACCCUCUCCCCUAUGCCGACGGGCCCCAGCAGCUGGUCCUCCUCUACCCCAACAGCCCCGCCCUCCAGUACCACCCGGUGCUCCCCUCCUUCCCGUAUCUCCCUAGCCACGCCCCCUACAUGUCCGGACACGCCCGCUACCUGUCGGACCAGGACGCCGUCUCCUCAUUGGAGCGCUUCUCCCAGCCGCGCAUGAGGGGGCGGGACUACAAGGCAAUGCCCCGCCCUUCCUUCUAUCCUCUGGGCCAUGACUCCGGAUCCCUCUCGCCCGCCCGCCGCUGCCAACGGUCCCCGGGAGGCUCCGGAGGCCUCGGAGGCUUCGGAUUGGCCAGGAUGUACCCGCCGUCAGGUAGCGGGGGCAGGCUAUUGGACAUUGGCCGCACAGAGGCGGGACAUUACAGCGACGACUGCAACUUCCUGCCCGGGUUGCCGCGGCGAGUGGCCAGCCAGCCCGACGUCAAGUUCCAUAUGUCACGCAGCACAAACCCCGCCUUCGACCCCGCCUCCGAGUUCCGCCCGCUGGGGUACUACCCCCACCUGACACGCCCCUCCAGACCCACCUACCUGCCGCUAAGCUCCUCCCCCUUGCCCCAACGCCCCGCCUCCCUCUGCAUGGUGGGGGGCGUCGCCGCGGGCUACAGCGACUCAGACCCGGAGGUCUUCUACCCCUACUACUGCCCACCCCCCCUACCAGGGACGGGGGCCCCGCCCAGGGGGGUCGCCCGGAUGAGGUUCUCCUCUGGGAGCCUCCAGCUGGACGAGGAGGAGGAGGAGGGGGAGGGGGAGGAGGAAGAGGAAUGUGGAGGAGGAUGGAUCUUAUGGGAGCUUGUGAACCUAUCAGGAACAAGAGACUCGACCCCAGAGACUCGGUAA